CUUCUGGCGAUUCGUGCUUGCCAGCUUUGCUUUUACUCGGCAGCAACAACAAACAUAUAUAAGCAUCUCAUUCACAUGAACACCCCAUCUAAUAUUUAAUAAUAAAAAUCCAUUUUUGACAAAAAGGGGUUGAUUUCACAGCCAAAUCGGAUUCUGGGUUGGAAGAAUUUCACCAAAAAAGAACAACAAUUGGUUGAUUCAGAUGAUGGAGGAUCGAAGGCUGGUGCUGGUUCUCAUCAGCACCUGCAUUCUCUGUUUCUUGGUCAUUGGCAUUAAUGGUGACACAGAUCCAAAUGAUGCUAAUGCUCUAAGGAGCUUGUAUCAGAAUAUGAACUCACCAUCUCAACUAAAUUGGCCUCAGAAUGGCAAUGAUCCUUGUGGACAGUCUUGGAAAGGCAUUAGUUGCAAGGACAAUCGCGUCACCGAGAUCAAGUUACCUGGUCUUCAACUUAGUGGAACUUUGGGUUACCAGCUCGAAAGCUUGACAUCUGUGACUUACUUUGACUUGAGUAACAACAAUCUUGGUGGCAGCUGGUACCAACUCCCUCCAAAUUUGCAGCACCUAAAUCUCGCUAAUAAUAAUUUCAAUGGGCCGAUCCCAUAUUCGAUCUCUCAAAUUACUUCACUUAAAUACCUGAAUCUUGGUCACAACCAGUUCCAACAAGGAUUGACUGUUGACUUUUCAAAGCUUACUUCCCUCUCUACACUGGAUCUUUCGUCCAAUUCGCUGACAGGGGAUCUCCCUCAGACAAUGAGCUCACUUUCGAGCUUGUCAACCUUGUAUCUGCAAAACAACCAGUUCACGGGCACCAUCGAUGUUCUUGCUAACCUGCCACUUGACACUUUGAAUGUGGAAAACAAUCAUUUUACAGGCUGGAUACCGGAACAGCUGAAUGGCAUAGACCUACAAAAGGGUGGUAAUUCAUGGAGCUCGGGGCCUGCGCCCCCUCCGCCUCCUGGGACACCUCCAGCAACAACCAGCCGUCACCACAAAUCCGGUGGGCAUGGCAGCUCAUCAGGUGGUAGCUCUAGUGAUGGGGGUAAAAAAUCUGGUAUUGGAGCCGGUGGCGUUGCUGGAAUAGUGAUCUCCAUAUUGGUUGUUGGGGCAAUAGUAGCAUUCUUCCUGGUGAAGAGAAGAUCCAAGAAGUCGUCGUCAUUAGACACGGAAAAGCUUGACAAUCAGCCAUUGGCUCCUCUUGCUUCAAAUGAAGUGCACGGAUUGAAUUCUAUGCAGAGUUCCUCUGUGAUUGACUUGAAAACAUUUGACACUCCUGUGGAACCAAUAAAUGUUAAACCCCCUAUUAAACCCCCACCUCUCAAAUCAUUCGACGAGGAAGAAAUUCCAAAGAAGCCAACUGCUGUCAAGAAGACUGUCGCUGCUCCCGCAAAUGUGAAAGCAUAUUCUAUAGCUGACCUGCAGAUUGCUACUUCAAGCUUCAGUGUGGAUCAACUCCUUGGAGAGGGGUCUUUCGGACGUGUAUACCGUGCACAAUUCGAUGAUGGAAAGGUUCUUGCAGUAAAGAAGAUAGAUUCAUCUAUCAUUCCCCAUGAUUCAUCCAACGAUUUUGUGGAAGUAGUCUCAAACAUCUCCCAUUUGCAUCAUCAAAAUGUGACAGAGCUUGUUGGUUAUUGUUCGGAGCAUGGACAACACCUCUUGGUCUACGAGUUCCAUAAAAAUGGAUCGCUGCAUGACUUCCUUCACCUACCUGAUGAGUACAGCAAACCAUUGAUAUGGAACUCUCGUGUCAAGAUCGCUCUAGGGACAGCUCGCGCCUUAGAGUACCUACAUGAAGUUUGUUCGCCUUCGGUUGUUCAUAAGGAUAUUAAGUCAACCAACAUAUUGCUUGAUUCAGAUCUUAACCCUCAUCUUUCAGAUUGUGGAUUGGCAAGCUAUAUUCCAAAUGCAGACCAGGUAUUGAACAAUAAUGCUGGAUCGGGAUACGAAGCACCGGAAGUUGGUAUGUCCGGUCAGUAUACGCUUAAGAGUGAUGUCUACAGCUUUGGAGUUGUCAUGUUGGAACUUCUUAGUGGAAGGAAACCGUUUGACAGCUCAAGGCCAAGAUACGAGCAGUCUUUGGUACGGUGGGCGACACCACAACUCCAUGAUAUCGAUGCAUUGGCUAAAAUGGUUGAUCCUGCGCUGGAAGGGCUAUACCCGGUUAAGUCGCUGUCCCGUUUUGCCGAUGUUAUCGCACUUUGUGUUCAGCCGGAGCCGGAAUUCCGACCACCGAUGUCGGAAGUGGUUCAAGCAUUAGUUCGGUUAGUGCAGAGAGCAAACAUGAGCAAAAGGACAUUUGGGACUGAGCAAGGAGGAACACCAAGAGCGGGUGAUGAGCCUGAUACACCAGACAUGUAAAUUUUAUUGCAAAUAAUAAGAUCAUUGUGUUUAAUAGAAUGGCUUAAAAAUGGAAAGGAAAAACAAAAUAAUAUUAUUCUCUCUUUCUUUGAAUGUACCUUCUAUUAUUGUUUGAGGUUGAACAAUUUUUUUCGUGUAAUAUACAGCGUUAGUCCUUUCAA
Arachis stenosperma is the source of this 2517-nucleotide messenger RNA. Its product is annotated as protein STRUBBELIG-RECEPTOR FAMILY 6. NCBI's taxonomy places the organism in Eukaryota, Viridiplantae, Streptophyta, Magnoliopsida, Fabales, Fabaceae. The transcript has 16 exons. Bases 203 to 2356 code for a protein of 717 amino acids. Gene Ontology annotation, biological process: protein phosphorylation. Gene Ontology annotation, molecular function: protein kinase activity; protein binding; ATP binding. The record is from RefSeq and is a predicted model, not a curated record.